Molecule: messenger RNA, 823 nt
Organism: Helianthus annuus (common sunflower)
Lineage: Eukaryota; Viridiplantae; Streptophyta; Magnoliopsida; Asterales; Asteraceae
Product: phosphopantetheine adenylyltransferase-like
Exons: 7
Coding region: 205-705 (166 amino acids)
Biological process (GO): coenzyme A biosynthetic process
Molecular function (GO): pantetheine-phosphate adenylyltransferase activity; dephospho-CoA kinase activity
Source: RefSeq, a predicted model, not a curated record
CUUUCACCCCUCCUUUUCACCUUUUGACUUGGUUUUCAUCUAAUUUUUGCUCCUUCUUCUUCAAGUUUCAUGGGUGAAUUAGCAACGUAAUCGUUUACAUAACAAAGAUGAAUUAUUCCGGUGAAAUGAAAAUGAUUGUCAUUUCUGUGAUAUUUUCAGUAGGUUAAAAACAUAAAAUUAUCUUCUAGUAUACAUUGAUUUCCGAUGACAAUCAAAGACUCAAUAAUAUCUCCACCAAAUUCCUAUGGAUCUGUUGUUCUAGGAGGUACCUUUGAUCGCUUACACCACGGUCAUCGCCUUCUUCUCAAGGCGGCUGCAGAAUUAGCUAGGGAUCGCGUUGUGGUUGGUGUUCUUGAUGGAUCUAUGUUGUCUAAAAAACAGUUUGCUCAUCUUAUUAUGCCUAUUGAACAGAGAAUAAAAACUGUUGAAGAUUUUAUGAAGUCUAUCAAGCCUGAUCUGACAGUAGAAGCUGUACAUAUCACAGAUCCUUAUGGCCCUUCAAUUGUCGAUAAGAAUCUUGAUGCCAUUGUUGUCAGCCAGGAGACUCUACCGGGUGGAUUAUUGGUAAACGAGAAGAGAGCCGAGAGAGGCCUCUCGCAGCUAAAGGUUGAAGUUGUAAAUCUCGUUUCUGAAGAAUCUAGUGGAGAAAAACUGAGUUCCUCCACGUUGAGGAAACGCGAGGCUCACAUUAAUGGAAAACUUUAGUUGGUUAAACAGUUAUGUAUGCAUUUGUAACAUAUAGAAACAUGGUUAUACUUGUAUGCUUCUUGUAGUUACUUGCAUAAAAAUUGAUGAAUCAAUCAUAUAGUUUCAAUAUCAACAA